CUUGUGUUGGAAGUUUCGGUAUCGGUAUAAGCAAUAUCUACUUAAAUGUCAAACUUAAUUUUUAAAUAUUCAAAUUGUUCGUGCUCUACUAUGAAACAAAAUUAAAAGUUUAAGUCACAAUCUGCCAUACCGAUUGAGUUGGAGCAGUCGAGAAAAUAUAAAAUAUAUAAAGUUUAUCUUUUUGCGCGCGAAAAUAACACUUGUGGCCUAAGGUUUACCAGAGGAGGCUAAUCGUCUCAAUUAAAGUGACCUCGUAGAUGAUAUUGUAAAGUUCACACAAGCAAGAAUGAAGUGCACGAUACCAGAGAUUUCUUGGCACAAUCGUGGUCCAGUGCUUAGUGUUGAUGUUCAAAAUGGAAGUUCCAAACUCUCUAUGGGAAACACCUUCUGGAGGCUCGCCUCGGGUGGUGCGGAUUCUCAUGUUUUGAUUUGGCAUUUAACUGUGAGUGAAACUAGUGAAGCCGCUGUAGCCUGUGUUGCUGAUCUCGAUAGGCAUCAGAAAACCGUGAAUGUUGUGAGAUUUUCACCUUCUGGCGAAAUGUUAGCUUCUGGAGAUGAUGAAUCAAUGAUCAUUCUUUGGAAGCAAAGAGAAAGUCUAGAGAUACCCAUUAUUUCCGACGAUGAUGAUUUUAUAAACAAAGAGCAUUGGAACUCUUUAAAAGUUUUAAGAGGACAUGUAGAGGAUGUCAAUGGCUUGAGUUGGUCUCCAGACUGUAGUUUUAUAGCAUCUAGCUCUUUGGACAAUUCAGUCAUUCUAUGGAAUGUUGAGAAAGGCAAAAAAAUCUGUAUAUUGAAUGAUUAUCCCAAAGGAUUUCCUCAAGGUGUUACUUGGGAUCCUAUGAAUAAAUAUGUGGCCAGUAUUAGCUCGGACAGAAUCUGCAGACUGAUUGACACUAGUUUAAAAAAAACUGUACAGCGCGUGAGCAAAUCAAAGAUUCCUACUCCAUCUGGACAUGCACUUGAUGGAAAAAUUGUUCGUUUGUUUUAUGAUGAUACUUUCAAAUCUUACUUUAGGAGAUUGACGUAUUCGCCAGAUGGUAUGCUUCUUUUAGUACCUUCAGGCAUUAUAGAACAUCAAGAAUCGGCAGAAAAAAUUGUCAACUGUAUACAUAUAUUUUCCAGACAUACUCUACGAGAACCCAUAGCUGUUCUUCCUUCUCAUGAAGAAGUGACAAAUGCUGUCAGAUGCUGUCCUAUGUAUUUCAAAUUACGAAAAGAAGGUCCUUCCUCUAUGAUGGAUUUACCAUACAGGAUGGUAUUUGCCGUUGCAACAGAUAAAUCUGUUAUGAUAUACGAUACUCAGCAAAUUUCACCCAUUGCAGUCAUUUCCAAUAUUCAUUACACUCGGGUGACAGACAUUGCUUGGUCUUCUGAUGGAAGAAUACUAAUUGCUUCAUCUUCCGACGGUUACUGUUCAAUAAUUCAUUUUGAUGAAGGAGAACUGGGAGAAACUUACGAAAAAGCUCCAGAAAUCGUAGAGCCAAAGAAAAAUGAAGUUAGACAAGAUACAAAAGAAACAAAAUCAUUGUUGGAUACAACUUUAGAUCAAAGUACAAAUGCCAUUGAUAUUGAUAUUUCUCAGGAAAAAUCCAAGGAAAUUUUAAGCAGCGAAAAAGAAAUGCAAUCUCCUAAGGAGAACAAUACUGGAAAAAAAAUAACACCUCUAAAAGAGAACAAAAACGAUACAGAAAUGAAAUCUCCCAAGAAAAAUGAAGAAGAAAAGAUAAGUGCUUCAGAAAUCAAACAGAAAGAAAACAAUGAUAAUACCAAUAAUGCAUCUGCAGAUGAUGAGGAUGAUUUUCAUUUAGUGUUGGAAGACACCAUCACGGAUACUGAUAAAUUGAAAGCCACUCCACCCAAGACUAAAGAAUCAGAAAAGCCGGCGACGCCCAUUGCGGCAAGGACACCUCGGAGGGUAUCUCUGAUAACUCUCUCGAGUCCAAAGGGGAAAAAGUUGUAACUCUCGCGUGUAAAUUAUGUAUGUAUAAUAUUUUAUAUUUAAUUUUAAUAAAAAUUCGUUUACAAAGUAUUUAAAAAAAAAACCAUUGUUUAUUUUAUUUAUUUUAAUAUAUUGACCACCUCAGCACUUUUAGUUUUGCCAGCUCCCAAUCUUUAAGGCUCCUUCCCUUGAUCCAACGGCGUUCUUUCAACUUUCUUCAAUUCAAAUCGUCCACUUUUCCAAUACGCAUGAUUGUCAAGGAAAAAAAAAAAAUCUCAAUAUUAUUACUCUCAACUACACCCUUGCAACUGCAUAAAAUAUUUACCAGAGUCUCAAACUCACAUCACUUCCCUGUUAUAUUUAUAUAAUAUCAGUAUAUACUGAAACGGUAAGGGUCAGGUUAGGAAUGGUUCAUUCGCGUUGUUUGUUUUGACUUUUUACAUAGGGUUGUUGGGGGUGUCUUUAGAUGUUGCUGCAGUUGCAGACUGACAGAAAGAGACACGAUAGCAUCAAAGAAGGUGCAGCUACUAGAAACAUGUAUUACACCCCAUAAUCUCCCAAAAGGGCUUUGUGUUUGAAGAAAAUCCAUGUAAGUCUAUAAAUUAUUUUUUUCCCAUUCAAAAGGAGAUUUUUCCUUUAAUUUUUAGGUAUGAUUGUAGAAGAGAUGAAAAAAAAUUUUCCAAUUCAACAAUUUGAAGAAAUUGAAACUUCAAUUGCAUAUGAUUCGUUGCAUGAAAAUUUUGAGUAUUCCAUCUGUAACUAUGAACCAGGUAAUUAUUGAUGGUUAUUGCAUUGAUUAUUAAUUUGGUGGAAACUUGAAAAGAUGAUUUGUAUGUAAUAGAGAAAAUCCAAAAUAGGGAGCCAACAUCAAAAACACCACAGCUCAAUGUUGCAAAAGAAUCAAGUUUGGAAGAGACCCAGUCAUCCAGUGAUGAAGGUCUGAUGUGUAAUUUUUAAUGACACUUGAAAAUAGGCUUGCACAAUAUUCACAAAACAACUAUUUACAGAUAAGGAGACACUUCCAAGGAAACUAAUGGGUCCACCUUGCAAAUGUCGUUUAGGCUGCUACAAC
This is a messenger RNA of Copidosoma floridanum, 3011 nucleotides long. It is a transcript of the gene Caf1-105, whose product is annotated as chromatin assembly factor 1, p105 subunit. Lineage: Eukaryota; Metazoa; Arthropoda; Insecta; Hymenoptera; Encyrtidae. The record is from RefSeq and is a predicted model, not a curated record. Gene Ontology annotation, cellular component: nucleus; CAF-1 complex. Gene Ontology annotation, biological process: DNA replication-dependent chromatin assembly; nucleosome assembly. Gene Ontology annotation, molecular function: protein binding.